AUGCUGGGGAUUCUAUCUUUACUUCUACUGGCAGCACAUCUGCCCAGCGUUCUUACCUCGCCCUUGGAACUCCCGAAACGCGCGCCGAAUAACCAUGCAGAUGCAAGGUCACACCCGAACAUCGACCCGGGCAAGCUAGGAGCUGUCGCCAGCGAAAGCUCGAUCUGCUCGCGGCACGGAACAGAGAUCUUGAAAAAGGGGGGCAAUGCUGCCGAUGCUGUGAGGAUUCCUGGGCACCCCAAUUUGCCAAGGCGCCGGUUGCAUUUUCGCAGGGAAUUCGAUCUCACCAACUUCAAAGAAGAGUUGGAGAAGAGUGGAACCGACAGACUGACUUUGCUGCUAGGCAUGUACCACAGCGGCAUCGGUGGGGGCGGGUUUAUGCUCGUGCGCGCCCCCAAUGGCUCCUACGAGUUCAUUGAUUUCCGCGAAACCGCCCCGGCGGCGGCGUUUCAGGAUAUUGGCGUACCCGGCGAAGUGCGGGGAUUGGAGUAUCUCCACAAGAAUUACGGCUCGCUUUCCUGGUCGACCGUGCUGCAGCCGGCGAUUCGCACUGCUCGGAAUGGAUUCCCCGUGUCCGAGGACUUGGUGAAAUACAUGAAGUCGGCCACGAGUGACAGCGAAGACUUUUUGACCAAAGACCCAACAUGGGCGAUCGACUUUGCUCCCAAUGGAACUCGCUUGGGUCUGGGGGAUACUAUUACGCGCAAGCGGCUGGCUAAUACCCUCGAGACCAUUGCCAACCAUGGGGCGGAUGCAUUCUACACCGGCAAGAUGGCCAAGGCGAUGAUUGCGGCGGUUCAGCGUACAAAUGGGACAAUGACCCUGAACGAUUUGCGCGACUACCGUCUGGCGUUUCGAAACACCUCCCAGAUUGAUUACCGAGGGUAUAAAAUCACCAGCACCACGGCCCCGUCCAGUGGGAUUAUUGCCAUGGGGAUUCUCAAGGUCUUGGAAACCUAUAAAGAUCUCUUUUCCUCGGAUAAGACUCUGAACCUGAGUACUCACCGGCUGGACGAGGCCAUUCGGUUUGGAUAUGGAGAGCGAGCCAAGCUGGGUGACCCCAAGUUUGUUCCGAAGAUGGACGAGUACCAGCGGGAUAUCCUGAAGAAAGCCACCAUCGAUGAUAUCCGCGGGAAGAUCUCUGAUACGCGAACCCAGAAUGUGUCCAGCUAUGAUCCAGCAGGAAUAGAAAGCCUGGACACGCCUGGCACUUCGUACAUUGCCGCAGCCGACCACUCCGGUCUGGCAAUCUCCGUGACCACCACGAUCAACUUGCUGUUCGGCAGUCAUGUCAUGGUCCCCGAGACGGGAAUCAUCAUGAACAACGAAAUGGACGGUAAGUGCAACAGCACGGUGAAACAACCCUGGAGGGUAUCAGGUAUCCCGUCCAUGCAAACUAAACAAUCCCCAGACUUCUCGACCCCCGGCUCAUCAAACUCGUUCGGCUACAUUCCCUCAGUCGCCAACUACAUCCGACCCGGCAAACGACCCCUAUCGUCCAUCACUCCCGCCAUCGUGACCCGCCCCGACGGCAAGCUCUUCAUGCUGGCCGGGUCCGCAGGCGGCAGCCGCAUCCUCACGGCGACAGUCCAGAAUAUCAUCCAUGUCAUAGACCAGGGACUCUCGGCAGCCCAGGCACUCGCCAAGCCUCGGCUGCAUGACCAGCUGGUUCCUAACAAGGUGACCUUUGAGUAUGCCUACGACAACUCGACCGUGGCUUUUAUGAAGGCCCGCGGUCACAAUGUUUCUUGGGUUGCGCCGGGUCAGAGUACUGCGCAUCUCAUUCGGGUGUUGCCCAAUGGUACUUUUGAUGCUGCUGGAGAACCGCGACAGGUCAAUUCGGGUGGGUUCUCGGUAUAG
Penicillium alfredii is the source of this 1860-nucleotide messenger RNA. Its product is annotated as gamma-glutamyltransferase. The record is from RefSeq and is a predicted model, not a curated record. The transcript is spliced from 5 exons. Gene Ontology annotation, biological process: glutathione catabolic process. Gene Ontology annotation, molecular function: glutathione gamma-glutamate hydrolase. The coding region runs from base 1 to 1860 and encodes 619 amino acids. Lineage: Eukaryota; Fungi; Ascomycota; Eurotiomycetes; Eurotiales; Aspergillaceae. Gene Ontology annotation, cellular component: plasma membrane.